This is a messenger RNA of Sapajus apella (tufted capuchin), 2043 nucleotides long. RefSeq names its product disintegrin and metalloproteinase domain-containing protein 1a-like. The record is from RefSeq and is a predicted model, not a curated record. The transcript has a single exon. The annotation marks the transcript as partial. Gene Ontology annotation, molecular function: metalloendopeptidase activity. Gene Ontology annotation, biological process: proteolysis; male gonad development; binding of sperm to zona pellucida. Gene Ontology annotation, cellular component: plasma membrane; sperm head plasma membrane; external side of plasma membrane. NCBI's taxonomy places the organism in Eukaryota, Metazoa, Chordata, Mammalia, Primates, Cebidae.
AUGUCAGUGACAGCCUCAGUGAGAGACUUUGCCUCCUUCCUGUCUUCUCUGCUGAAACUCCACGUGGUUUUGUAUGAGGCUAGGAGGGUGCUUCAGACCUGGGCUCCCCAGAUGAAGAGUGUGAGGCUGGGGCUAGUGCCAGGUCUUUCGUGUGUCAGGUUGGGGACCAUGUUGCUGUUGGGGAUAAUUUUUCUCUCAAGCAUAUACUGUGACACGGUCUCGGUAUAUUACUCUUCCUAUGAAAUAGUCAUCCCAAAGCGGCUGACGGUCAGGGGAAGUGAAGAUCCAGUGGAAAAGGCAUCCUAUUUGCUAUUUAUGGAAAGCCAGAAGCACCUGGUUCACCUGAAGGUGAAGAGAAGCCAUUUUGUGAAUAACUUUCCAGUCUACACUUACCACAAUGGCAUCCUGGGGCAAGAAUCACCUUUCAUGUCCCAUGACUGCCACUAUGAAGGCUACAUAGAAGGAGUGUCAGGUUCUUUUGUUUCUGUCAACACCUGUGAGGGUCUCAGGGGCAUCUUGAUCAAGGAGGAAAAAUCUUACAGCAUUGAGCCCAUGGAGUCUUCAAGACGGUUUGAACAUGUGUUAUAUACCAUGGCACACCAAGCGCGAGAGUCCUGCGGUGUCACUCCCACAGAUAGCCAUGUGGGGUCCACUAGCUGGCAACAAGGGAGCAAGAAGCCUCAUGAUCUACAGGCGCUGUCCUACUUGUGGUCACACCCCAAGUACGUGGAAAUGUUUGUUGUGGUCAACAACCAGCGGUUCCAGAUGUGGGGCAGUAACGUCAACGAGACGGUCCAGAGAGUAGUGGAUGUCAUUGCUCUGGCCAACAGCUUCACCAGGGGAAUAAACACAGAGGUGGUGCUGGCUGGAAUGGAGAUCUGGACCGAGAGGGAACUAAUAGAGGUCGCAGUGGACUUGCAAGUCACACUCAGGAAUUUCAAUCGCUGGAGACGAGAGAUGCUCUUCCAUCGUGCGAAGCAUGACGUUGCCCACAUGAUCGUUGGGCAUCAUCCUGGACAGAAUACGGGCCAGGCCUUUCUCAGUGGUGCCUGCUCAAGCGGUUUUGCGGCAGCUGUUGAGUCCUUCCAUCAUAAAGAUGUGCUGUUGUUUGCAGCCCUCAUGGUCCAUGAGCUCGGGCACAACCUGGGUAUUCAGCACGACCACUCGGCCUGCUUUUGUAAAGAUAAGCACUUUUGUCUCAUGCAUGAAAAUAUCACAAAAGAAAGUGGCUUCAGCAACUGCAGCUCUGACUACUUCUACCAGUUCCUUCGAGAACACAAAGGGGCCUGCCUAUUUAACAAGCCAAGGCCCAGGGCCCGCAAGCGUAGGGAUUCCACCUGUGGAAACGGUGUGGUGGAGGACACGGAGCAGUGUGACUGUGGUUCUGCCUGUCACCUCGACCCAUGCUGUGAUCCCACAUGCACUCUGAAGGAGAGUGCUGAGUGCAGCCACGGCCUCUGCUGCCUGGACUGCGCUUUCAGAAGGAAGGGGUUUUUAUGUCGUCCGACUCAAGAUGAGUGUGACCUCCCGGAAUAUUGUGACGGUAGCUCUGCAGAAUGCCCUGCAGACAGCUACAAGCAAGAUGGCACGCUGUGUGAUAGAAUUCACUAUUGCUCUGGGGGUCAGUGUAAGAACCCCGAUAAGCAAUGCGUGGAUAUAUAUGGGUACCCUGCAAGAUCUGCCCCGGAAGACUGUUACAUUUCAAUGAAUACCAGAGGAGACCGGUUUGGAAACUGUGGCCGUCCCACUGAGGAUCGGCAAAAGUAUGUUACAUGUUCAAGUGAUAAUGUAUUUUGUGGGAAACUCGUAUGUACAGGUGUUGAAUCCUUACCACGACUCAAAGCUCAGCAUACAAUGAUCCAGGUCCCUCAUGACGAUGACUGGUGCUGGAGCAUGGAUGCCCAUAACAUUACUGAUAUCCCUGAUGAUGGAGAUGUGCACAUCGGCACUUCUUGUGCCCCAAACAAAGUCUGCACGGAUUACUCCUGCGUUCAUCACUCCGUACUCCUGUAUGACUGCAGGCCAGAGGAAUCGUGUCAUGGG